UCUUUUGUAACCUAUAGUUAAAUAUCAGCACAUUUUAAUUAUUUGCCAUCAAAUUAAUUAAACGGUCUGAUUAAAACUGGUAUAUAAUUAACUUGUGGCGAAAAGAUGACGAAAAUGGUGACUGUUUGUGCACAUUCCAUUAUCUAAAAAACUGAUUGACAGAGAGGCUCCAAUGAGUGCGGCGCUAUCCGACCGCAGUGUGAAAAACAAACCGAAAGAAAGUGCUGACAUCAGGUAAGGUAAGGCGGGGGUGAGAGCCGCCCUCCGUGCCGGAGUGUCGCUGUGGGCCGACAGAGGGCUUCCUGCUGGGACAGUCCGCUGGGGUGAGAGGACGCAGGAGCCGAGUCACUUCGGAACUGGGGGGAAGACCGUAAAACGGCAGAAAUGACGGAGCUGAGGAGGCGAGGUGGCGGGGAGCCGGCCAGUGCGGAGAAGGAAGCAGAUGGAGAAGAACGACUGGCUCUGGGUCUGGGUCUGGCUGGAGAACCUGAUGGGGAAGCAGAGGGAGACUCCAAAGCAGACACUCCUGAGGCACCGCCAUCUGUGGACAACACCCCGCAGUGUCUCAGCAAGGCCCUGGAAGGACUCUCCUCUAGAUGGAGGAACUGGUGGAUAAGGGGCAUUUUAUCAUUAACGAUGAUUUGUCUCUUCUUCCUGAUCAUCUACCUGGGACCCAUCAUGUUAAUAAUUGGGGUCAUGGUGGUUCAGAUCAAGUGUUUCCAGGAGAUCAUAACCAUUGGGUACAGAGUCUACCAUUCCUAUGAACUGCCGUGGUUCAGGACACUCAGCUGGUACUUCCUGAUUUGCGCAAACUACUUCUUCUAUGGGGAGACGGUGGCCGACUAUUUCGGCGUCCUGGUCCAAAAGGAGGAGCCUUUGCAGUUCCUUGUGCGAUAUCACCGCUUCAUUUCAUUCACUCUCUACCUGACAGGUUUCUGCAUGUUUGUCCUGAGUUUAGUGAAGAAGCACUAUCGGCUGCAGUUCUACAUGUUUGCUUGGACCCAUGUGACUCUACUGAUUGUGGUCACCCAGUCACACCUUGUGAUUCAGAAUCUGUUUGAAGGGAUGAUCUGGUUUAUCGUUCCCAUAUCCAUCGUGAUCUGUAAUGACAUAACUGCAUAUCUGUUUGGAUUCUUUUUUGGAAGGACGCCUUUGAUUAAGCUCUCUCCAAAGAAGACGUGGGAAGGUUUCAUCGGAGGGUUUGUCUCCACGGUGAUCUUCGGAUUCAUUUUAGCCUACCUCCUGGCUCAUUAUCAGUACUUCGUCUGCCCGGUGGAGUAUGACAGUGAAACAAACCGCUUCGCAGUGGACUGCCAGCCCUCGGAGCUCUUCCUGCUGCAUGAAUACCGGCCCCCCAAGCUGCUGCAGCAGUUCCUGCGACAGGAGACGGUGACCCUCUUCCCCUUCCAGAUCCACAGCGUCGCCCUCUCCACCUUUGCCUCCCUCAUAGGGCCGUUUGGGGGCUUCUUUGCCAGUGGAUUCAAGAGAGCUUUCAAGAUCAAAGAUUUCGCGGACACUAUUCCGGGCCACGGUGGCAUCAUGGACCGCUUCGACUGUCAGUAUCUGAUGGCAACGUUUGUUCACGUUUACAUAGCGAGUUUUAUCAGGGGCCCCAACCCCAGCAAAGUAUUACAACAGCUGCUGCUCCUGCAGCCGGAGCAGCAGCGCAGUAUCUUCAACCUGCUUCGCUCCCACCUGCGGGAAAGGGGCAUGUUGCCCCCGACAGGAAGCCAGGCCUAGUGAAGGCCGGAGAUGGACUGCUGGCCCCGCCCAGCCCGCAGUGGAGCCGCCUGGAGCAUCUUAGCAUCUAUACCUACCAAAAACAUGCUAGUAAUUACAGACAAUUAAUGCCGAGCGGUCACCCCAGCAACGGGUUGCCAUGGGGUUUGCAUGACGACUUGAAGAGGUGGCAGUGGGCUGAAGAUGCUGCUGCCCGUUUUCUUGCACUGAUACUAAUGGGUCUUUCGAGACGGAGGGGGAUGUGCAGACUUUGCCCCUAUUACUGUUGAUGUAUGGGGAACAUGGAUGUAAUCUCUACUUUCAAAUGGUCCCAAUGAGCUGGCCUAGUGCAGUCUUUAUCUUUGGGGUCUUUGUGGUCUUGGUCUCUUUCGAGGACUGAAACCUCUCAGAUGUCUCUGAGAAGCUGUGACCCCUCCCUUCCCCCACAUAUGUCCGGAUUGACUCUCAUUGGCAUGGCAAUACGUUAAUGCAGAUCUAUAAUAACAAUGCACAGAAUGUAGAGACAUACUUUCACACGUAUAUACAAAAGACGAAACUUAAUAGUAUAUGACUUUUCGACUCCUAUUUAAGAGUUAGUUGUUAUGCAGAAAUGAUAUCUCUUUUGUUAGUGUUUAGACGCUAACUUACUUCAGGUUUUACAGACUCCCAUUACGGCGGAGUGGCUUGCUAACCGGAGACGCUGUGUUUGCUCAAACUGCAGCCACUCUGAGUUGCACUGGUUUCGCGAGGCUGAGCCAUGGCGCUGCUACGAAUGUCUGGACCCUCCUUGCGUCGGCAUCUUACUUUUUAUUAGCUCUGCACUUCCUGACUCUUUUCUGGCUUGAAAAGGAGCAUUUUUAAUUUUUGAAUGAUACAAUGAGCUGUUUAACUUUUGUUUUUAACUGGUUAAGAUUGAAACUUGAUGAAAGUCCUUUUCGUAACCUUAGCGCCGAGGGCUUUAAUGUUUAUUUACAUGGGGGGGGGGUACACAAAGCAAUAGCAAGGCAGUGUGGUUGAAUCACAUGAUGCAUUCCCCAUGAGAACAUCAGUUCAGUGCAUUUGAUCUGCAACAAAAGGCCUCGUGCACGUUUGGAUUGGCUACGAGGAAAUAGCUGUUUACUUUAGCAACGGCGGUACUUGAAUGGGUUUGCGUUGUCUUUAACAUAGAUUUACUCCUCUGUUAUAUAUUUGUCCUGUUUCAUUUUCCCAUCUUAUCACUUUAGCUCCUUUCGGUUGUGUCACCUCUGACAAGUUUUUCUCAGAAGUAUAUUUAGAGAGUUAGUGGGAUUUGUGGACCAGCUAAUUGUCCAAUAGCAUGAACUGCACACGGUAAGUCUGGGGAAGACUGUCUUUCCACUGACUAGUCAUGUACUUUUACCUGAAAAACAGAACUCUGUAAAGUACGACAUUAGAAAGUGAGGUCCGUGUCAUGUUAAGUUAUUUUGUUGUUUUAUGGUACCGUUGGUUUAUUACAUGUGUAAUUGCUGCUGCAAAGAAUGGCCUAAAAUUUUAUUUAAUUAUCUGCAUUGGCAGAUAGGUGUUGAUUUUUUAUUUUUUUGGAAAAUGUUUGAAUAAUUUGAUCAUUGUUUUUAACUCUGUUUUGGGUUAGAUUUUAUUCACAGUCCGUGUAAAGGAUUAUAUGAUGUAGACCUUAUAUAGUUUGAAGGUGGUUUGAUUUAAUAGUUCUGUUAAAAAAAACACAGGACAGUGGAGAAUUGUCUCACAAGAAGAAAGGUAGCAGUGUUUGCUUUAUAAAAAGAUUUAAUUAUCAUUACUACUAUUAUUGUUAUUACAGAAUAUGACUGUAUAGAGUGGAGAAAAAAAAUAAAGGCUGUAUUAUUUCUUUGUGAUAA
Messenger RNA from Brienomyrus brachyistius, 3572 nucleotides. RefSeq names its product CDP-diacylglycerol synthase (phosphatidate cytidylyltransferase) 1 (gene cds1). NCBI's taxonomy places the organism in Eukaryota, Metazoa, Chordata, Actinopteri, Osteoglossiformes, Mormyridae. Gene Ontology annotation, cellular component: endoplasmic reticulum membrane. Bases 385 to 1740 code for a protein of 451 amino acids. Gene Ontology annotation, molecular function: phosphatidate cytidylyltransferase activity. The record is from RefSeq and is a predicted model, not a curated record. The transcript has 13 exons.